UAUUUUCGAGGAAAAAAUGGGAUACGGGUUUUUUCUUUUCUGGAGGUAUCUUCUUGAUUCUUGACUGUGGAAAGAUAGUCAAUCGACUAAACCAAAUUCGAGAGAAGAAAUUUGGAGAAGAACGGACAAAAUUUUCGGAACUUGGUAUAUAGAUCAUCGCAGAAUUUGGUGCCAUUGUCAUCCCCACUACUUUUCCGACGACACUGAAGAGAGAGGAGCUCUGUAGAAAUGGCGACUCCUAUUCCCAAACGGCAGCUGUUCAUCGGUGGCGAGUGGAGGGAACCAGUUCUCAAGAAACGUAUCCCCGUCGUCAACCCCGCUAAUGAAGAAAUAAUCGGAUCUAUUCCCGCGGCUACUGCGGAAGAUGUAGAAUUAGCUGUUGAUGCUGCCCGGAAAGCCCUUGCGAGGAAUAAAGGCAAGGAUUGGGCUGCGGCUACGGGGGCUGUGCGCGCCAAAUAUUUGCGUGCUAUUGCUGCUAGGAUAACAGAGAGGAAGUCAGAAUUGGCAAAGCUUGAAACGAUAGACUCUGGAAAACCUCUGGAAGAAGCUGCAUGGGACAUCGAUGAUGUUGCUGGGUGCUUCGAAUACUAUGCAGACCUUGCCGAAGGGUUGGAUGCAAAGCAAAAAGCUCCUGUUUCCGUGCCCAUGGAGACAUUCAAGAGCUACGUUCUUAAAGAACCCAUUGGAGUUGUUGGGUUGAUUACUCCUUGGAACUAUCCUCUAUUGAUGGCUGCAUGGAAAGUUGCACCUGCCUUAGCUGCUGGGUGUGCUGCAAUAUUGAAGCCAUCAGAAUUGGCAUCUGUCACCUGUUUGGAGCUGGCUGAAAUCUGUAAAGACGUUGGUCUUCCACCUGGUAUUUUUAAUAUUCUGACUGGAUUCGGCCCAGAAGCUGGUGCUCCUCUAGCAUCUCAUCCUCAUGUUGACAAGAUUGCAUUUACUGGGAGUGGUGCUACUGGAAGCAAGAUUAUGACAGCAGCUGCUCAACUUGUCAAGCCUGUGACUAUGGAACUUGGUGGAAAAAGUCCGAUUGUUGUCUUUGAGGAUGUUGACCUCGAUAAGGCUGCCGAAUGGACGGUCUUUGGUUGCUUUUGGACAAAUGGUCAGAUUUGCAGUGCCACAUCUCGUCUACUUGUACAUGAAAACAUUGCUGAUGAAUUUUUGGAUAAGCUCGUGCAGUGGUGCAAGAACAUUAAGAUUUCAGAUCCCUUAGAAGAAGGUUGCAGGCUUGGUCCUGUUGUUAGUGCAGGACAGUAUGAGAAAGUAUUGAAGUUUGUCUCAACUGCUGAGAGCGAAGGGGCAAAGAUUCUAUUUGGUGGAGUUCGCCCAAAGCACCUAAAUAAGGGAUACUUCGUUGAACCAGCCAUCAUUACCAAUGUUACAACCUCCAUGCAAAUAUGGAGAGAAGAAGUCUUUGGACCUGUUCUAUGUGUUAAGACUUUUAGUUCUGAAGAUGAAGCUAUUGAAUUAGCAAAUGAUACAAUAUAUGGGCUAGGUGCUGCUGUGAUAUCGGAUGAUUUAGAAAGGUGCGAGCGUGUAACCAAGGCUUUACAGGCAGGAAUUGUGUGGAUUAAUUGCUCACAACCAUGCUUUACUCAAGCCCCAUGGGGAGGCAACAAACGCAGUGGCUUUGGUCGAGAACUAGGGGAAUGGGGACUUGAUAAUUAUCUGACUGUAAAGCAGGUUACUCAGUAUGUAUCCAAUGAGCCAUGGGGAUGGUACAAUUCUCCUUCUAAACUGUAAAAAGACAUGUGAUGAGCCUCUUAUGAAUCCGACACUGCCACAUCUACCUUGUUGCCUCUUUGGAAGAAAUAAUGUACAAGUAGUGCUUCUGCUUAGUUAGUUCAGCUCUGUUAGGCUGUGCCUCUAAGAACUUAAUCCUUUCCAUUUUAUGACUAGAUAGAUAGAUACUGUGAUUCAAUAAAAAAUGCAUUUCUAUCUGAGAUUGUCUCAAUUUGGGAAGCAACUUUCAGCCUUUUUCUGUGUUUCUUAAUCUUGGCUAUGAAGAUAUGAGCAAAAACAUGGAUUUCUUCUCAA
Messenger RNA from Momordica charantia (bitter melon), 2034 nucleotides. RefSeq names its product aminoaldehyde dehydrogenase 2, peroxisomal. Lineage: Eukaryota; Viridiplantae; Streptophyta; Magnoliopsida; Cucurbitales; Cucurbitaceae. The record is from RefSeq and is a predicted model, not a curated record. Gene Ontology annotation, molecular function: oxidoreductase activity, acting on the aldehyde or oxo group of donors, NAD or NADP as acceptor.